Melitaea cinxia (Glanville fritillary) is the source of this 3108-nucleotide messenger RNA. RefSeq lists its product as uncharacterized. The transcript has a single exon. Lineage: Eukaryota; Metazoa; Arthropoda; Insecta; Lepidoptera; Nymphalidae. The record is from RefSeq and is a predicted model, not a curated record. The annotation marks the transcript as partial.
GCUCCAAACACGUCAAGAGACGUCAAAAAUAAAAUUCCAGCUAUCGGUGAUUCCAUUAAAAAGGUCGCAACACAGUUGCUCGACAAACCCAAUAAAACAGUAGAAGUACCAGUCGUCCCUGAUACUAGAAUACCACCCAAAGUUAAGACUCAAUUCGUUCAAAAACUAAAAGUCAAAACUCGCAAUGAAGACGCUGAUGUGAUUUUAGAAAAUUCACAUACAGGUAUUGCUGUACCUGUGACAAUGGAAGAGCUGGAAUUGGAAAACAAAGAUUUAACGAAUGAAUCUUCGACAACAAAAGAAGGUAUAUCUACUUGGAUUUUAUUAAGCAAUCCUACAAAUGUCGAUAAUAAUUCAGCUUCCACAGAACCGACUCAAGCUGAAGAAGCUCAAAAGAAACAAAAACCUACAGCACCUAAAAACAAAAAUAAACGACCCCAAAAUAAAACACCGGUAGUUAAGCGACCUAUAAUUGGAAGCACGAAUAAAGCUGAUUUAGUAGCGGGUGGCUCAGCUAUAAAUGAAAACGUUUAUAAUAAAAUUAAGGAUACAGUAUUGUCAAAUGUGCAGAAACAUAAAAAUGCACCAUCUCGUACAACUAUACUUACCACUACUACUACCACUACCACUCCUGCACCUUCAACUGAAGCACCUACUACUAAAGCAACAGUUUCCAUACCCAUCAUUAAGGUAACAUCAAAGCCUAAAAAGACCAAUAAAAAUAAACUAAAGACAAGUACGACAACUACGACGACGACAACUAUCAAGCCUAUACCAGUUGUUAGUGAAUCUGCUGUUCUACCAAUGGAGGCAAAGGAACAAGAAAUCGAACUAGAAAUCAGUACACCAGCUACGACAACGAAAAAACCAAAAAGAACUUCAAACAGAAAGAAAACCAAAACAAAGAAACGUAAAACAUCAAAACCUAAGCCUGAAGUUUCAACCGCAGUAUCUACAGAUGUUAAAACCGCUAAUAAGACAAAAACAAAUAAACACUCAAAGAAACCCGCUUCCAGUGUGGGACCAUUCACUUCGCAAAUAUACAAUUAUUUCUCAAGAGAAGUGAUGCCAUCGGUAGGCGUUGGUGUCAUAGGAUUAGCUGGAUUGGUUGGAUUAGCUAGCUAUUUCUUGUAUCCAUUUGCUAGUCCCGUUAGGAGAACAAUUGAAGUUGACAAGAAAGAUGAUAUUUAUAGACAUAAUGCUGAAGAAUAUGCAAGUGAAGGUAACGGCCAGCCUGAAGAAGAAAUGCUCGGAACAGUUCUCGCUGGAAUGCCUGUUCACGCAAAACAAAAACUUAAUCCAUAUGCGGGUCAAAUGGCUUACGUGAACAGAUAUCCCGUGAAGAAUGAACAGGAUUUACGGUAUCGUCACGUUGCUAAUAAUUAUGAUACAAAUCAUAACACUCGUUACCCUCAACAAAAGACAGGAAUAGCACAUGGAGCUGUAUAUCCGGAUCCUUACAACUAUAAUCGCUAUCAAUAUGAAACACGACACGCUUAUACAACAGAGAAAAAAUACGAAAAAGCGCAGAGUUACAGCCCAUAUCCAGCAGUUGAACCAAUUUAUGCGGCUCCUGAAGCUGAAUCUAGCGGUAUAUCGUCGUAUGGGAAUGAUGCAUCAAGUGCUGUUGUUUAUGGUAUGAAACCAUCUGAAGACUCAGAUUUCAGGCCAGUUUAUCCAUAUGAAACUCAAUACCAGAGUGAAACGACAAGCAAUCCUAACGUGGCAACUUAUUCUCCUACAUCUAUGUACUUGGGUUCGAACGAUGGUCGUGAGGAUGAAGAAAUUAAUAAUGGCAAAUAUUCUGAUGAAAAUAACGGUGACAACGAAGUGGUAGAUAAUAAAUUUGUUGUAGGAAACGUACCAAAAGAAUUAACAGAAUCCGCAACGCCUGUUGUAGUACCCGAACAUGGUCCCAGAAAGCUGAGCAGGAAACGGAGAAAUACUCGUCAUAAACGAAGUGUUGUAGGAUCACUUGAAGAUAUACUGAAAGGUGCUAGAGAAAAUAAAGAGAAUGAAAUAUUCAUAAGUAAUGAGAUCGACGAUAGUUUAAAUACUCCUAUGAGGCGACCCAUUCUAAUGGAAAUAAUGCAAUCUAAAAACGAACAAACGACACCUGAAAAUAAAGAAGUAUUUACUGUUUAUGCAAUAUCAGUUGAUCCUACUAAAGAAUAUCCUCAAGCUGAAUCGACUAGCACAUUAAAAAACGAAGUGAUUGAGAGCGUUUCUACUGUACCAUUAGAUAACAAAAAGGAAAACACAGGUGAAAGCGAAAUGUCAAAUGAAGUAGACGCAACAACUGAAACCUUUAAAGUAUACGAAGUAUUCCCUACAAGUAAAUCUGAAGUAACAGACAAGAGCAGUCCUUUGAUAAAUGACAACAAUAAUUCUAAAACAGAUUCAACAACACAGGUGAAAAAUAUGAAUACUGAAACAACAACUGAGCUGAGAUCAGAAACGACAUCAACAAUGCCUCCUUCACCCCCACCUGUAUCAAUUAUGACCAGUAUGAGACCGAGACCUCCAUACAGACCAGAAGUAAUAACAUAUCCUCCUUUGUCCAACAACGGAGGUGGUGGAAUUUUUGAUUUUCUUAAAAGAAUCGUCGAAUUCAAAUAUAGACUCGGUUUAAGUAUUUUACAAAGUACAUCAGAAUCUCUUAAUAGAUAUUUACGUAGCUUAGACGAUACAAACUCCAAAAGAUCUGAAUAAGACUUCAUUAUCAUAGAAUUUAUGACAAAACAAAUUUGUAAUAUCAUCUGUUAAUGAAUUUAUUACUUAGUAUUAAAUUAACAGAUUUGUUUGUAAGACUAAAUAUAUUUUAUAGUAAUAAAUCACGCAAAUGCAUUUUAUAUUUUAUAGUUAGUAUAUUUUCAGAAUGUUAUCCUCGAUUGUAAAUCAUUGAGGGGAGCCUGCUGAAUUUAUAUUGUGAUAUCGAAUUUAAUUUAUAAGGAUUUUAAUUUUGUAACCGGAACACCGAACUCUCGAACUUUUUAUAUUUUGUAUACCUAAUGUUAAAAAUAUUAUUAUAAAGAGAAUUAAACAUUUUCUUUCAUAUCGAUAUGAGUUUAUUAUGUGUAAAUAUUAAAUAUACGUAGAUUAUAAUUA